AUGGAUGAGCAGCUGGCCUCAACACCUUCAAGUCGGUCCUUCGCAUCCCCAUCAUCUCACCGCCGUUCCUCGCCUCUACGAUAUUCUGGAUUACCUGAUCCUGAUUCAAAGAAGGCCUUGCAUAAGCUUAGUAUUGCACGGAAGAAGUCAAACCAGUGGGAGUGUUGGCGCUCCGUUACCAUUCCAGCACUGAUCACCCCCUAUAUGGACUACUUGGCGCGUACCCUAGACAAGGAAUCGAAUCAGAGUGGGGAGCAUAAUUGCACAUGUGGUGGUGUGGAUACAAAAACUUCGCAAGUUUUACUCGUGUACAUUGAUCGUGAUAUGGAUGUCCAUGCAUGCAGCUGCACAUCAGCUGCAUGUUAUCUAGUCUCUCGUGGUUUCUUCCCCUGCGCCCCUGUAGCCCCAUCCGUUGCGUUCGACAUGAAUAUGAUGGAACUCGUAUCAACGUUGUUCUUGAGAGUCGCGCCUAGUAUAACGGCGUGGGCAUCAACUCUAGAGACAUUUCUAGGUGCCAGACAUUUCAAACUUCGCACUCGGCAUUCCGUACGGCGCUGCCUGGGGAAUGCUCUGAACUGGUACACUCACCUCGUGAAUUGCGUACAAGCGAAAGUCACUAGCACUAUCAACGAGGCACGAUUAGCCAAUGCAGGGGCGCCUAUGUUUACCGAGUCGCAGAGCCAGCCUGCACCGAGCGCUCGCAACUGCGAGGCGCCAUCACAAACACCAAAACCAUCGGCUCAACCCGAGUGUCAUCCAUCGACUCUUCCUCCCGGCUUGCUUGCAGAAGGAGAGAGGCCGAGCACAUACUUGCGAUCGCGCUGUCCUCUAUGCUUCAGUGCUUCAAAGGACGAUGCAUGCGCAGCAUUCGAUGCCAUUGUAUGCGUCGACGCUUGUUUCAGUCAAAAAAGGCGCGCAGGUCCGCGGGAUCCUCAGAGAAGUCAUCCAGACUCCGUUUUCGUUCCUGAGGCUGACGUCCAAGCCAUGGAAAAGCUCGUCUCGAUUAUCCGCGGCAGUUCCGAGGCAGCACGGAAGAGUGCCGCUCCUGACGCCCAUCCCAAUGCGGAACCGGACAAAUGCGAGGGCCCUCUCCAAGUCCCAAAUUCUGUCCUGGAUGGCUGUGAGUCCUCGUUCAAAGCCGCAGACAAACGACGAGAAAAAGCAAGUACGACCUUCUUCAGCGACACUGGACUCAUGGCUAUGAUCUGUCGACAUGAUUGUGUACUGUGGUUGGUCAACAUGACUAGCGCCAGUGAACGCCAGCACUAUGUGCUAACGUUGAUUCAGAGACUCUUCCAACAUAUCCCAACAUCAUGGCGAAUCGGCUUACUGUACGACAUCGGCUGCCAAAUCCACCGGAGCAUCUACAAAUGGGGCUUUCUACUCAAUAUCCGCGAUCGCAUUACGUUUGCUAUAUCGGUCUUCCACGCUUAUGGACAUCAGUGGCCAUGUCAGACUUGUUACCAUCCACGAAAAUGCAAGGGCUUUGGUCUAUGCGACGGCGAAGGGUGCGAAAGGUGCUGGAGCGCCCUCAGUCACCUAGUCGCGAACUUGCGAUCUUGCGGAUACUUUCAGCGGCUAUAUAUCCUGGACUGUCAGGUGCAUCAUCUGGAAAGGAAGCAUCUCCAUAAUCUCGGGACGUGGUUGAUGAAAAAGUACGAAAGCUGCUUGCUUCGACUUUCCAAGGCCCAGAAGGAACUGCUGGAUUCUGGUGUCCACAGGGAUAAGCUCCUCGCAGAAUGGACUAGUCAGUGUCUUGCACAGACUAAGCCGAUGCCGAGGCAAUCGAAGAAUGCCGGUGCGAAGUAUGUAGAGGCAAUACUCACCCUGGAAGACCGUAUCCGCUCCCUUGACACGGCCAUCGCUAAAGCUCACACGAACAUCGACGCUCACGAUCUCACUCAGGCGCUAGAAUCUCAGAUGAUUCUCGAGGAUGAAAAACUGAAUGCGCAGAAGAAGCUCGUGAAAUACGAAUCAUUCUUGGAUGGAUCGUCGCGCAACAACCUUCAAGCCUUGCGGAAAGAUCAAUUUCUUGGUCGCAAGGCGAACGCGCUCGCACUUAAAACGCGGAUUCGAGAUAAACUGAGGCAACGCAAGUUCGAAAUUUCCCUGCUGCAAGGGAUGCGCAUAGGAAAUUCGUCUGGGCGUAAAUUACAUGAGCAUACGACGUCGGCCAUCGGAAAGCGUGAACCUGCCAUUCAGGCCGUCGUCAAGAAAUACAAUGCCCUAUGCAGCGAGAUGGACAAAUUAAUCAAGAAAGGCCAAGCCCCCCCCGGCGCGGCUUCUCCCACUGCAAUCAAUUUAGCUACGUUUUGGUCCUUAGACGUUGACGACCCUAUUUGGCAGGAUGCUGGGCUAUUGGAUGACGAUGAUGGCUCGUCUUCUACCGCUUGGCUUACAGACGAGAAGGUUCGAAAGGGAAUACGCGCGAUGCUUGAAGUGGACCGCUGUCACGAAGAGUUAACGCGCAUCCGCAAAGAGCGUGGAACAAUGCAAAGUUGGCUUCGAGAGGAAUGGGCCACCGUCGAGAAAGUUCAGAGUGCCAUCAGUGAGUGUACCCUCGUUGAUAUACACUUGGGUCCGGGUAUGAGGUAUCAGCUGCAAGUCCACCGCGAGAGACUUCUGCAGCUCGCGGUUGUCUGGCGCCGUCGAGCCGGCGAUAUCCCGUCGCACAAACCGCAACCUGAAUCUUGGGGCCCAUCA
Messenger RNA from Punctularia strigosozonata HHB-11173 SS5, 2703 nucleotides. RefSeq lists its product as uncharacterized. NCBI's taxonomy places the organism in Eukaryota, Fungi, Basidiomycota, Agaricomycetes, Corticiales, Punctulariaceae. The record is from RefSeq and is a predicted model, not a curated record. The transcript is spliced from 9 exons. The annotation marks the transcript as partial.